Salvelinus namaycush (lake trout) is the source of this 2173-nucleotide messenger RNA. Its product is annotated as zinc finger protein 436-like. The transcript is spliced from 4 exons. The record is from RefSeq and is a predicted model, not a curated record. The coding region runs from base 497 to 1561 and encodes 354 amino acids. NCBI's taxonomy places the organism in Eukaryota, Metazoa, Chordata, Actinopteri, Salmoniformes, Salmonidae.
CGAAUGCAACAAUAUAGCUAAUGCAAUUUCAUAAUUUUAGCGGAAAAUGUAUGCUUUAGUUACAGUUAAUUUCCCCCUCCCUGUUUUCUGCAUUGCCUGGCUAAAUAUAUUACGUUAUUUGCUUUCUUAUAUUUGUAGUUUUUCUGGGUGGUUAUCAAUGCAUUUUUCUGUUCUGUAAAACGUAUAUCUGGUGGCAAAGGCUAAGCCCGCCAGCCUUCCUAGCUAGCUAGCAUGCUAAAUAAUCAUUCAUCAAGUUCCUCAAUCAUUUGAUCCACGGCGCAUUUUGUUGCUUGUUGCUGGCUACGUUACCUAAUUAACGUUAGUUAUCGAAACAUACACACAGGUUCACAUUGGCUUGCUAUUAGUUGCCAAUUAACAUUAGAAAAAUAAGACAAUGCUGAAAAUAUGAAUUUAUUCCCACAUCCGAUGAUGCCUAUAUUUUUGUUACAGCCCUAUGUAAACUUGUGUUUGCAUUGCUGGGUGGAUUCAGACGUCAAUGGAGUUGGGUAAUGUUAUGUUGGACAUAGAGCAGGUCGUUCUGGGGGAAGAGGUGAUGACCAGUGCCACAGCGUCCACCAUCAAGCCACAGACUGUUCCUGCUAUCCAACCCUAUCAGCAUGACAGCCUACAGUGUUUUCAAUGCUUCAUUACAUUUUGUAAUGCCAAGGCCAAGGAGAGGCACAUGCGAAAGAGCCAUCGUGAGGAAUACAAGCAGUCACUCCAACAGACCGAUACGCUGUUCACCUGUUAUGUGUGCGAUCGUACCUUCUCCUCCUCUGAGGAGCUGACACAGCACCAGACCUCACACAGCCUGGAAGACAAGCCCUUCCGCUGCGCCCACUGCCAGGGAAGCUUCCGGACCUUCUCUGAGUUGACAGUCCACCGGCGACAGCUGUGCAAGGAGCGGCAGUGUGUGUGCAAGGAAUGUGGCAUGGUAUUCCGGGGCCCAAACCAGUUACGCACCCACCGCCUCACCCAGCACCCCCAGCCACUGGAAGAGGAGGAUGAUGACACCAAGACUCACCGUUGUGGCAAGUGUGGCCGCGGGUUUGAGGCGGAGGUGGAUCUUGUGCUGCAUCAGGAGAACUUUGCGGGUGAUCAGCAUUGCGAUGCAAAGGUCCCGGCCAAAAAACGUGGCCGACCUCCCAAGAAAGUGGCUGAGGCAGCAAACGGAGAGAAGAGCGGAGAAGCUGAGGAGGGGGGAGACGAGUCUGUGGCAAAAAGAGGGAAAGGACCGGGGCGACCCCCUAAGGAGGAGCUCCAAAUCCCCUGUUCUGAAGCUGAGUGUGACCUCACCUUCUCCUCUGUUGCCCUUCUCCGGGCCCACAAGAAGAAGAAGCACGGGAGGCCGCCUCAACCUCGCAAGGCUCACCCCUGCUCUGAGUGUGAAGAGAGCUAUGCCCGGCUGGAGCAGCUCAAAGCCCACAUGGCCAGGGCUCACAGCUCUGGCCGACACAACUGCCCCACCUGCGGCAAGAGCUUUAGUCGGGAGAGCAACCUAAAGGCACACCAGAAGACACACACUGAGGGAGAAGAGGCAACAGACAAAGAAAAGAGAUAAUCUCGGGAAAGGGAAUAUCAUCAUGAAAAUGUAAUGGAUGGUUUAGGGUUUUGAAAAUAUAAUUUUGAGUAAAACAGGCCUUGAUGUGGGUGGGUUUUUUAUGUUCAAGAUGGGGGUUUGGUAUAUGUGACAUACCAUACACAAAAGCACUCAGUUGGAUCAUUAGAUUGUUUGUGGUUAUUUUAAAGGGCUUUUAGAAAAACAACAAAAUGUACUGUGUAUAAAACCCUUUAUACAGAUGUGUACAUAAUUGUGAAUUACAACUGCCCCCCAGAGUGGGAAUCUAUUUGUUUCCAUAUUGCCAACACCUUUAAAAAAUUAUAAUUCUGUAUUCAUAUUAUGGAUGUAGAGCUAGUCUAACGAUUUGCCUCAUGUGAGAAGUUUUUGUAACUUAUAGUAUUGAUUUUAGUAGGUAAUUAAUGGGUUUUAUGGUGUACCAUUCCACUCAUAAUUUAGUUGUUCCUGUCAAGGCAUCUUCUGAUCAUGUAAAUGUAUAUUGGUCUGGGGAAUCCAUUGUUCCGUAAAGGAUGUCAUUGUUGUAUUCAGGUGAUCUUGUACUUUUUUUCAUCCACAAUGAAAUAGUAAUGGCAUUAAACUAAGGAGUGAUUUCAA